AUGACGGCCGUCGGAUCGUUCACGAUGCUCAUCGACAGCGGGCACGCGUUCGGGUCCAAGCCCCCGUCGGUGGGCGACGAUCCGGGUCUCGCGCUCAUUCUGCCCAUCGCCGCUGGGCUGCUCUGCGGCUUCGGAUCGCAGGUACAACUUCAACUUGUCGGUUCAACCCGCCGCUUUGGGCAGCAGGUGCACGUCCGGCCAUGGCGUCUCGGCAGCGGGUGCACGUCUGGCCACGGCGUGUGCGGCUUGCCGCGCUUCUCCCUGCGCAGCGCAGUAGCUGUCGCCACCUUUAUGGCUACAGGCGCCGCUACAUCCAUGACCCUCGGCGCCAUCGCCACCGGCGCUACAGCCGCGAACCGUCCCCCUGGCGAGCCCAUCCCAGCGACCAACACGUGGCUGCUCGUGCUGGCGGUUUGUGCUGCAGCCGUGGGAGCUAUUAUCGCGUACAGAUGCCCGUUCUGUAACGAGUGUCUUGACACUGGUGCUGCUGCUGGUGCUACUGGUGGGGCUGCUGGGGAGUCUGCAUCGCUUUCCAAGGAUGCUGGCAAGCUGGCCUGCUCCAGUGGGGCCUGCUCCCUCUCCUCGUCCGCGCCUGCCUCCUCCUCAGCACCCUCCUCCUGCUGUUUUGUACUGCUCCACCCCAUCAACGUGCUGCGAGCGUCGCUUGUCACGGGAGCCAUCUUCGGCAUCGGACUCGCACUCAGCGGCAUGUGCAAUCCAUACAAGGUAAAGGACUUUCUAGACCCAGUGCACGGGUGGGACCCCAGCCUCGCCUUUGUGAUGGGCGGUGCAGUGGCAGUCAACGUCGUCACCUUCCGCUUCAUCCUCGCGCGCCCCAACCCGCUCUUUGACACCAAGUUCUUCGUCCCCUCCCGCAACAACAUCACCUGGGAGCUUGUGGAUCCCUUUGUUUCCCUCUCCUUGUCUCCCUUAGCCAGAGGGCACCUGCAAGCCUAA
Closterium sp. Naga37s-1 is the source of this 957-nucleotide messenger RNA. The record is from the annotation of a GenBank genome assembly. NCBI's taxonomy places the organism in Eukaryota, Viridiplantae, Streptophyta, Zygnematophyceae, Desmidiales, Closteriaceae.